GCUGCGCGCGGCGCGGCGGCGCGGCGGCGUGUCCUCAAUGGGGCCGCGCGCGCGGCGCCAGGUUUAGCGAGGAGGGGGCGCGGCGGAGAGGACAGAAACUGGAUGGCUUCUACGGUGAGCCUGGGCAAGGAAACGUUGUUGGAAGAUGGAAUGCCACCUGCGAAGAAGCCCAGGAAGCUGUUGCCAAGCCUCAAAACCAAGAAGCCUCGGGAACUCGUUCUGGUGAUUGGGACAGGAAUUAGUGCUGCAGUUGCUCCCCAGGUCCCAGCACUGAAGUCUUGGAAGGGGCUGAUCCAGGCCCUCCUGGAUGCUGCUAUUGACUUUGACCUCCUGGAAGAUGAAGAAAGCAAACGGUUCCAGAAGUGUCUCCAUGAAGACAAGAACUUGGUUCAUGUUGCCCAUGACCUUAUCCAGAAGCUGUCUCCGCGCACAAGCAACGUUCGCUCAACCUUUUUCAAGGACUGUUUAUACGAGGUGUUUGAUGACCUGGAAUCUAAAAUGGAAGAUUCUGGGAAGCAGCUGCUUCAGUCUGUGCUUCACUUGAUGGAAAAUGGGGCCCUUGUGUUAACCACAAACUUCGAUAACCUGCUGGAGCUGUACGCAGCACACCAGGGGAAGCACCUCGAGUCUCUCGACCUGACUGAUGAAAAGAAGGUGCUGGAGUGGGCUCAGGAGAAGAGGAAGCUCAGUGUCCUGCACAUCCACGGCGUCUACACCAACCCCAGCGGCAUCGUCCUGCACCCGGCCGGGUACCAGAAUGUGCUGCGCAACACCGAGGUCAUGCGAGAGAUUCAGAAGCUCUAUGAAAAUAAGUCCUUCCUCUUCUUGGGCUGUGGUUGGACUGUUGAUGACACCACGUUUCAGGCCCUGUUUUUAGAGGCUGUCAAGCACAAGUCAGACCUGGAGCACUUCAUGCUGGUGCGGAGGGGGGAUGUGGAUGAGUUCAAGAAGCUCCGUGAGAACAUGCUGGACAAGGGGAUCAAGGUGAUUUCCUACGGGGACGAAUACGCCGACCUGCCCGAGUACUUCGAGCGGCUGACGAGCGAGAUCGCCAUGCGGGGCCGCACAGGUGUGCCCAAGGAGGGGCAGCAGCUGAACGGUUCCACGGCUGCCCAUGCUGAGAGAAAAGGAUGCAGCACCUGAGCCUCAGCCCUGCCCUGAGCCGUGGGGAGCUCCCAGGAUGGGCCCAAGCACGGCCAGCAGCCCCAAGGGGGCCAGAGCCCAUGGAGCCAGGACCCUUCCAGCAGGGAGCAGGCUGGGCAGAGCCUCCUUGGACACCUGGUUUAACGUAGCUCAUCGUGGUUCUGGGGGGGCUGCGAGUGCCUGCGGAGCGCGGUGCCCCCGAGGGAGCUGCAGCCUCCUCUGAUUUCAUACCUAGUGCUUUUAUAUUCUGUAUUCCAAUUUUCAAAAAAAUGAAACUUGAGCUUUUUUUUUUUUUUUUUUUAACUGGAAGCUCUAGUUUUCUAGUCCUGUCUUUAUACUGUACAGUAUUUUGUAUGUUGAAGUUGUAUUAAAGGCCUGCUCACUGAA
Chiroxiphia lanceolata (lance-tailed manakin) is the source of this 1530-nucleotide messenger RNA. It is a transcript of the gene SIRAL1, whose product is annotated as family with sequence similarity 118 member B. The record is from RefSeq and is a predicted model, not a curated record. The coding region runs from base 103 to 1143 and encodes 346 amino acids. The transcript has 9 exons. Lineage: Eukaryota; Metazoa; Chordata; Aves; Passeriformes; Pipridae.